GUGUGUGUAAAUGAAAUAAAUUGUACAUUUGUUGAUGUGGUUGAGAAUAAUUUUCCAAACGUUUGGCAAAACUGAUUUAUAGUACACCGAAGAUGUUGCAAAAUGAUAGUUUUCCUAGAGGUGGGAAAAAAAUUGUUGCCGUUGAACAAAUUAAACGUAAACGUGAAGAUAAUCUUUUUCGAGUUGACGAUUAUCAAAAAGCAAAAAAAGUAAAAGUUAAACAACCCAAAGAAGAUUCAAGCAGAAACCAAGCAUGGCACAUGUCACUGAAACCACAAGGAACCCUUAGUUACAAUAAAAUACAAGAAGAUAUGUUACUUUUGAGUUGUGUAAGGCAUGUUUCAAAUCUAGCCGUGCAGAUUGAAUUUUCUGGUCUUACAUUUGGCCUAGUUACAAUUAACGCAAUUUCAGACACAUUCACUAAAAAUUUAUCUAGCUGUUUGAAAACAGGAGACAAUGAGUCAUAUGCUUUGUCUGUGAGAAAUGUGGUUAAAAUUGGUCAGCUAAUGCCAGCAAAAAUUAUUUCAAUUAAGAAAACAGAAAAAGGCCAUGAAGUUCAAGCUACUGUUAAUCCAACAGCUAUAAAUUCAGAGAGAGUGCAUAAAGCUUUUAAAAAAGGUGAACUUGUGUGGGCAAAUAUUGUAUCAGAACUUGAUCAUGGUUAUGAAUUAACAGUGGGUGUAGAAAACUGCAGAGUGUUUCUACCUUUUAAGAACAUUGAUAAAGGACAAAAAUAUGAUGUUGGUGAACCAUUAUAUUGUGUAAUUCAUAAAAUUGAUGAGUCCAAUGUUGCCACUACUUUAACUGUGAGUGCUAAACAAGAACACGUCAGUAAAAUUCAACCAAAUGAUUUAAGUUUAAAUCAUCUCAUUCCUGGCAUGAAAGUUGAGUUAUUAAUUGAAGAGGUAACACCACAAGGCAUCAGAGGUCAAUUUUUUGAGAACUGUUUUGGAUACAUUGACGAGACUCAAUUUUCUAAAGUAAAUGCAGCGACUUUAAAAGAGGGUACUACUGUAGAUGCUUAUGUUUUGUUUGUUGAACCCAUAACAAAAGUAACUUACCUUACAUUACGUGGACUUGGAAAUUUAACUGAACCUAAAUUUGAACUGGGAAAAAUAGUUUCCGCGAAGAUUCUACGAAUCGUACCUAAAGGUUUAUACAUUCAGUUAGGGAAAAAUGAAAUAGGAUUUGUUACCAAUAAACGUUUGUUAAAGACAUUGCCCAAAGAAAAACAGUUUGAUAUUGUUCAAGCAGUUCGAAGCAGGUAUCAUAUUGGAAAACAAUAUGAUUGUCGAAUAUUAGAUUACAAUUACAUGGAACAGUUGUAUAUCUGCACAUUUGAAAAACAAUUAAUCAAAGAACCAAACUUCAGUGCUAAAGAUUUAGCCAUUGGACAGUGUGUUAAACUCAUUGUUGAUAAAAUUGUUCCCAAAGGAUUAAUUGUCAAAACUGGCCACGUGCAAGGUUUUGUGCCCAAUAUGCAUGUGUCUAAUGUACAGUACAGCGAAAAUUUGAAAGCGAAAUUUUCAGUUGGGAUGCAUGUUGAUGGGAGAAUAUUAAAUAUUACAACUGAAGGCAAUGUGAUAUUCACUUUAAAGCAAGGUCUAUUAGAUUCUGAAAAGUGUUUAUCAAAACCAGAAGAUGCAGUGCCUAAAUCUCAACACGUUGGAUUUGUAGUUCAAACAAAGAUAUCUGGGGCGUUAAUUUCUUUUUAUGGCGAUAUUAAAGGCUGGAUUAGUAAUAAAACGUUAAAUUCUGAAAAUUCUGGACGGUAUGUGGAUCCACGGGAAUAUUUUUUUAUUGGACAAGUGGUGUCGGUAUGGAUUUUAGGCUUUAAAAACGAUAAACUUCAACUAUCUUUAAAUGCUCCAAAUGACACAGUGAACCUGGAAGAAGCACAAAAGAACAUUGCAGUUGGUGAAUUUUUAAAUGGUACUGUAGUUAAGAUUCAUUCUGAAGGAUUGAAGCUAAAAGUGGGACAAGAAAAAAUUGAAGCUUUUAUUCCCACAAACCACUUGAGUAACAAUUUACAUUUGUGUCAAAUUUUACAGAAAACCUAUCAAGAGAGAGAUAAAAUUAAUAGUUUGUUGUGUAUUAAUAAUCGAAACUCUGCUCCAAUAAUGAGUAGGAGGGAGUCUCUAGCGUACAAAAAGCAUUCGCUUAAAACAUAUAAACUACGCCAAUUGAAAAAAAAUAUGAUUUUAAGAUGCUCAUUUGAAGAAAAUUCUCAAACUGGGAUUUACGUCUCAGCCCCUAUAAAAGAUUAUUCUGAAAAAAUAUUUAUCCCAACAGAAAAUAUUUGCAAUAGUGAAGAGUCUUUACCACAAUUUGAGAAACAGCAGCAUAUUCUUACAAAAGUUUUGAACGUGGAUUUGGACUUACCAAAAAUUGAUUUGUCAGUUUUAUCAAAUGAUUCAUCAAAUACAAGCCCGGAGGAUGUGUUGAAGUCAUUUGUAGAAACUUUAGAAGAAAUUAAACACAUUAGCGACUUGUAUCACAAGAAAAGUUCAAAGCUCACUAAACAUAAAAUCGGAAGUCCAGUGAAGUGCAAAAUACAGAAUAUUGAUUUAAAUGGAACUUGUUAUGUAACGUUAGCCAAUGAUACAGAAGGAGUAAUUCCUAAGCACUUAAAACCAUCAAAUUGUGAAGUCGGAUCAGUCGUAGAAGGAGUUGUUCUAGAGCACAAUUUUUUGGAUAAUCUUGUUGAAAUAUGUGCCCUAAAUAGUAUAAAUCAAAAAAUAAACAAACUACAAGAUGGGGUUGUCAACAAAUCCUUCCAUUCAUCGUGCACAGCAAAAAUCUUAUUGAUUACAAAACCUUAUGUGAUCGGAGUUUUAAACGAUAAAUGUUGCAACAGGCAAUUAGUAUAUAUACCUCUAAGUUGUAUGACAAAUAUAUCAGAUUUGUGUACGGAUAAAUUGAAAGUUAUUAUUUACAGACGUCUUGGAAAUCGCAUUAUAGGUUUACCCAAAAAAUAUGUGCGUUCUUUGAAGAAAAAGACCGAGAAACAAUUAAUUCGCCGUGAAAGUAAACUAAAAAUAAUAAGAAAAGACACUGAAGAUAUUGUUACAGAUGAAGAUGAAGGUAUUAGUAGUAGUUCUGACAUAAUUAUUGAAACAAGUAGCGUGAACCAAAAUGAAAAAAGCAUUACAAAUGAAUACAGUAAACAGUUUCACAAUUCCGAGAACGGCAGCGACGAAGAGGCGCCCUUAACAUCCUCUACAGAUAAAAGUUAUAAAGAGACAAAUAGUGAACCGGUUUUAUCUGGAACCAAUGCAUUUUACAUAAUAAAUGAUGACAACAAAUUUGAAAGUGAGUCUUCUUCAGAAGAGGAAGAGAAUGAAGAAGUGAAAAACAGUAAAAAGAAAAAAAUGUCUGUAACUGAAAGAAGAGAAGCAGUUAAAAAAGAAGAGGAAAGAAUUGCAAAAAUAGAACAACAAUUGAUAGAUACUUCAAUUUCCCCCCAAAGUGCUGAACAGUUUGAUCGAAUGCUUUUAGCUAAUCCAAAUUCGUCAGAAUUAUGGUUGCAGUAUAUUUCAAUGCAUGUUGCGGCCACAGAGUUAGACAAAGCUAGAAGUGUUGGAAGACGAGCAAUAGAAACAAUUAACAUGACAUUGGUCAAAGAAAAGUUUAAUAUUUGGGUUGCGUUACUAAAUCUGGAAAAUAUGUAUGGGACAAAGGAGUCGUUUGAAAAAUUGUUUGAAGAAGCUGUAAAGUACAAUGAUUCAUUGGAGAUGUAUUUAAGUGUUAUAAAAGUACUUGCCGCUUCAGGAAAAUUGUUAGAAAUGGAGGAAAAAAUUAAAAAGCUAAGAUCCAAAGAAAAACAAAGCACACAAAUGUGGCUAGAAAUUGGUCGGGUAUACUAUUCUUUAAAUAAAUUUAGAGAGGCACGAAAUAUUAAAGAAGCUGCGCUUAAAUCUAUCUUAGAUAAAAAGAGACAAUUUGAUCUUCUGGUGCGUUUCGCAAUUUUGGAGUGUCAGCUUGGUGAUCAAGAAAACGCCAUAGCAAAUUUCGAGACUAUUUUGGGUAUGCAUCCAUCAAAAGUGAAUAUUUGGAUUAUUUACGUAGAUCAAAUGGUCAAACGAAAAAAUAUUGAGUUUGCAAGGAAAAUCCUUGAAAAAGCUGUUACACAAAAACUUGGUGUAAAAUUAAUGAAAAUUCUUUUUCAAAAAUUCAUUAACUUUGAAACACAACAUGGUACACCGGAAACAGUUGAAAAAGUAAAAAAUCUAGCAAAAGGAUACAUUACUACAUUAGGAGAAACGUAAUUUUUUCAUUAGGUGUUGUAAAUUAGAGUUAAUAAAAUGUUUUUAUUUUUCA
Zophobas morio is the source of this 4320-nucleotide messenger RNA. RefSeq names its product protein RRP5 homolog. The record is from RefSeq and is a predicted model, not a curated record. The transcript has 19 exons. Gene Ontology annotation, molecular function: protein binding; RNA binding. The coding region runs from base 93 to 4268 and encodes 1391 amino acids. NCBI's taxonomy places the organism in Eukaryota, Metazoa, Arthropoda, Insecta, Coleoptera, Tenebrionidae. Gene Ontology annotation, biological process: rRNA processing. Gene Ontology annotation, cellular component: small-subunit processome; nucleolus; nucleus.